Stylonychia lemnae is the source of this 390-nucleotide messenger RNA. NCBI's taxonomy places the organism in Eukaryota, Ciliophora, Spirotrichea, Sporadotrichida, Oxytrichidae. The record is from the annotation of a GenBank genome assembly.
AUGUUCGAGGAUAAUUGUUCAAAUCAAUAUAAGUUGUUCAGAACCCUUAUGCUCAUUAUCUAUUUGAUCUUGUCUAGUCUUGACAAAAAGAUUUCUCUAAUUUAAAUAAUGAAAUGCCUUUUUCAGGAAAUACUUGUAUUUAUGGUCAUCACGACACUAUUUGGCAGAUCAAUUUUUUUGUCUGACUAUCUAAAUUUAUUUUGGCUCAAACUAAAGUUAGUUGUGCUUCUACUAUUAGCCUACUUUGGGUCUUCAAAGCAUCUAAUGGAUUGGAAUAAACUUGAUUUCCCUUUCUGGGUGAUAUUAUUCGGUUUUGUGGGAGUGGGAUUAAUAGAGAUAUUGGAAUUAAUAAAUAAUAAUUUAUCGUAAAAGGGAUAUAAAAUCGUCUGA